Molecule: messenger RNA, 573 nt
Organism: Hippoglossus stenolepis (Pacific halibut)
Lineage: Eukaryota; Metazoa; Chordata; Actinopteri; Pleuronectiformes; Pleuronectidae
Product: keratin, type II cytoskeletal 8-like
Exons: 4
Coding region: 88-573 (161 amino acids)
Biological process (GO): intermediate filament organization; keratinization
Cellular component (GO): keratin filament
Molecular function (GO): structural constituent of skin epidermis
Source: RefSeq, a predicted model, not a curated record
UACGGAGGUGGUGGUGGUGGUGGUGGUGGUAGUGUUCUUUUUUCUUCCGGCGGUGCUUAUGGUAGCUUUGGCGGUGGUGGUGGGGGUAUGAUGGCCCCCACGAUCGCAAAUGUCCAAUGCAACCAGAGCCUGCUGGCUCCCCUGAACCUUCAGAUUGACCCCGACAUCUCGAUUGUCCGUACCGAAGAGAAAAAUCAGAUCAGGGGUCUAAACAACCGCUUCGCCAGCUUCAUUGACAAGGUGCGAUUCCUGGAGCAGCAGAACAAAAUGCUGGAGACCAAGUGGAGCCUGCUGCAGGAGCAGACCACCUCCCGCUCCAACAUCGACGCCAUGUUCGAGGCCUACAUCGCCAACCUGCGCAGACAGCUGGAUGGACUCGGCAACGAGAAGGUCAAGCUGGAGGGAGAGCUGAAAAACAUGCAGGGACUGGUGGAGGAUUUCAAGAACAAAUAUGAAGAUGAAAUCAACAAGCGUGCUGGUGUGGAAAAUGAGUUUGUGCUCCCCAAGAAGGAACUGAAUGAACCUAGACAGAUCACACACUUCAGUCAUUGUGUCGAUGGACAACAGCUUUAA